This is a messenger RNA of Calypte anna (Anna's hummingbird), 2935 nucleotides long. It is a transcript of the gene ST3GAL1, whose product is annotated as ST3 beta-galactoside alpha-2,3-sialyltransferase 1. Bases 783 to 1811 code for a protein of 342 amino acids. Gene Ontology annotation, molecular function: beta-galactoside (CMP) alpha-2,3-sialyltransferase activity. The transcript has 8 exons. The record is from RefSeq and is a predicted model, not a curated record. Lineage: Eukaryota; Metazoa; Chordata; Aves; Apodiformes; Trochilidae.
CAGCAGUGACCGCCCGCCCGCCCACCCACCCACCCAUCCACCCUUCCCCGACCAUGGGGCUCGGCGCCCCCCUCACCUCGCCUCCAACUGAGUCCUGUUAUGCCAGAAAAUAUGCUAAGGGCAGCAUCAGACCUGGCAAGAAGCAAUGGGAACAGCAGCCAACUCCAUCUUAAAGUGAUUUUUGCCCCUGCCAGGGAUGACUGCCUAACAAGGACAUGGAGGACCCAAGCUGAAACACAGCCCUGAAAAAGCUGAGUUGGAGAGGCUGCAAACUGCUUUCCAUGGCUUAAACAGAGACUGAAACUCAUCUCUCUGCUGGAAUGUACAUCCCUGGAUGAUCUGAUCCUUCGUGAACUAACUUCCAAGGAAAAGAAAAACAAAACACCCUCUUCCUUCUGCAGUCUGCUCACUUUAAUUUAUGGCUUGCUCCCACACAGAAAACCUAAGUUUUAAUGCUGAUAUUUCUCCCCUCUAAAUCUUCUGUUACACAGAAGGGCAAUGGUCUGUCUUCAUUGAGUCCUCAGUGGGAGAGGUUAACAGAAGUGGAAGAGACGUGGAAGCAUUGUGAGAAGGUGAAAGACAAUACCCAGAUUUGCCUUUUUUAAGCAUUUUUGGGGGAAACAAAGCUUCUUCCCUUAUGGAUGGAGGUAGUGGAGUCGGUAUGUUCAGCCUGAGCAGGGAGUGGUAACUGGAAGGGUCCUUCAGUACCGUUUUCUUUUUCGCCUUACUUGGACCCCACGCCGUGCUUGAUCAGCAACAACAGCAGAACCCAGGUGGGGAAGAUGGUGGUUGUCAGGAGGAGGAACGUGAAAGUGUUCACCUUCGCCUUUUUGCUCAUCACAGUAACAUCAUUUCUGCUGAACUAUACAAACCAGGUAACCACGACCACCUGGGAUCUGAGACAUGCCAUCAUGCAGGUUUCCGAGCAAGUCCAGAAACUCUUCAAGCACCCCAGGAGACCGUGCAGCUGUCACACCUGCAUUUCUGAGCUGGGACAAUCUCUCUGGUUCAAUCAGAGAUUUAAUUCCACUAUGCAACCUUUGCUGACCUCACAAAAUGCCUUCAUCCCAGAAGACAGCUACAGGUGGUGGCUGAAACUGCAAAGAGAGAAAGCUCCUAAGAAUAUUAAUACUACUCUCAAGGAAUUGUUUGAGAUCAUUCCUGGGGAUGGGGAUCCACUGCAGGAGCGAGGCACUUACACAUGCAGAAGAUGUGCUGUCGUGGGUAACUCUGGGAACCUUCUGCAGUCUCAGUAUGGCCAAGAUAUUGACUCCCAUGACUUUGUGCUGAGAAUGAACCGUGCCCCUACCACUGGCUACGAAUCAGAUGUUGGGAGCAAGACCACUCACCAGUUUGUUUACCCUGAGAGUUACAAAGAGCUGGCAGAAAAUGUGAGCAUGAUCCUGAUCCCCUUCAAAACCCUGGACCUGCGCUGGGUUGUCACUGCUCUCACCACAGGCACCAUCAACUUCACAUAUGUUCCAGUUCCACGGAAGAUCAAAGUCAAAAAAGAAAAGAUCCUCGUUUAUAAUCCAGCUUUUAUGAAAUACGUCUAUGAAAACUGGCUCCAGAAUCAUGGGAGAUACCCCUCCACAGGCUUUCUGUCUUUGAUAUUUGCACUCCACAUAUGCGAUGAGGUGAAUGUGUAUGGGUUUGGAGCAAACAGCAAAGGACACUGGCAUCACUACUGGGAAAAUAACGCUUCAGCUGGAGCUUUCCGCAAGACCGGUGUCCACGAUGCUGAUUUUGAGUUCAAUGUAACUUUGACUCUUGCCUCCCUUGAGAAAAUAAAUUUUUUCAAGGGCAGAUGACCCUGGCCCUGGGGAGAAGUGGGAGCUGCAAUUUCCAGCAUGCAGCAGGACAAAGCUCAGUGAAGACAAUCUGGGCACCAGCCAGGUUGGAAUCUGCAGUGGAUUCAGAGCCUCUCCCUGCUGCGGUGCCCACGCAGGGAGUGCAGCCAAGGACUGGCGUCCACGCUGCACCUGAUUUCCUACUUACAGAUAGCUGGGAACUACAAAUCACUUGUGGGAAUGAAUGAAGCUCUGCUUAGGCUCUGCAAAUUGAUUCUUGAGUUACUGAUGAAAGAUCUGCCUGUUGCAAUUAGGAGAAAACUGGGCACAAAAACUGCUGUUCGUGUGUCGGUCCUUUCCUCAAGUAAGGCAGGGGAUCCUUGAAGAAGAGUGAAAAUAACUUCUGGGACUUGAGACCCACUAGGGCAGCUGUGAACAUCAUAGUAAGGAUUACCUCAGAGAAAUGAAUUCACUUCUGCUGUUGAUCAUCUUUUUGACUUCUCUCUUCUUUUUCCUCUAUUACUUCUGGUUUUAUGCUGUAUUAAACAAAACCACAAUGAAAUUGCCUGGAGCAGUAAAUUUUUCAGCCAUUGCCUCAUUCUGUGUUGAUAGCAUCUAGAAAACAUGGAUCAAAUCAUCAUCAUAUGUUAUUUAAUAUUGCUUUCUAUACAGCCAUAAUGAGAGAGGACACAACACUGAAAACUCCAGAAAAAAAAAAAAAAGAAAAAAAAAAGGAAAAAAAAAGGCCUUUUUAGCCACUUGUAUGUUUCUCCUGUUUGGUUAUAUAUAAUAUUGCUCUUAUUUUUUUGGUGGAAGAUCCUCUGGAAUGCUCAUUUUUAUUUAAUCAGUUUAAGGUUGGAAAGUGGACUUUUUUCUUUCAGUCUUUUAUAUGUGCCUUUUAUAACUGCGCAACAGAUGUAAUUUUUUUUUAAGGUGACAAACCCUAAAUUAAACUUUUUUAUGAAAAGGGGGAAAUUAACCAAAAUCUAGCCUCCGUGUGUUGUACUUUUGUAGUCAGAAAUAAUAACAGCUCCUAUAUUGUAUUUAAGCAAACACAAACAAGACUAAUUUUUAAAGGUAGAUUUUACCUUUUUUAUGGGAAAAUAUCCAAAAGUUCUAAGGAAAUUUUUCCUCUUAUUUUUUUA